AUGGAAGCCAUUUGGAAGCCUUAUAUGAAAUCUGCCGAGGAGGACGACUGGACCAAGAUCGCCGAUGCCGCGGAGAGGAAGCGAGUACAGAACCGCCUUGCACAGAGAGCCCAUCGCCAGAAACGUGGACGACGGCCAAAGCGCGUCGGGGCAGGGACAGCAUAUUCGAGCCCAGCUUCAAGAUCUUCAGAUGGCAUUGGCCGACACUCAUCCAAAUCUACUCUAACCGUGAGAGAAGCGCGGUUGAACGAGCUCUCAUCAUCAGCCGCCAGCAAAAAUAAGCCCGAGGAGAUUGCAGAAGCGGCCAAGGGUGAAUGGACGAUAGAUGUGUAUGAUGACCAGGCUGUCAGCAGCACCGGCCCCCUCGGUACUGGGAAACCAAGCGAAGAAAUCAUGCCCAUGCUGCCGGUUGCCAGCCACGCGGAAUCGCCAUCACCGCUGGCCGAAGUGCAGCUCUUCUCCAGCACCUCCACCCUGGCCGCCCUGCUCAUCAACGCGAGCAUCCUGGAAAUCAACUGCGGCACGAAGCCCCGUCCCGCGAUCCACGUGGCCGAGUCGGCGCUCGCGCCGGCCGCCCUGAAGCCGACGCUGCUGCAGGUGUCGGUGCCGCACAUGCCCUACGUGGCGCUGCUCCCCUUUGCGUCGUUCAGGGAUAACCUGCUGCGGGCGAGGGACCGACUGUCGGCCGUCGAGUUCUGGACCGACGUGGUGCAGAACGUCCGGGUGUGGGGGAGGACCCCGUGGGACCGGCGAGGCUGGGAGGUGCAGGAGUGGUUUGCUGUCAAGUGGCACUGGCUCAUGACGGAAGAGGUGUUGGAGGAGACCAACUUUUGGAGGGUUUCUCAGGGCCUGGAUCCUUUGCAGCUGAUGAGUGGCCUCGGAGCGGUUGCUGUCUAAGCUCUAGACAAAUUUGUGUAUGGAGGUGCUACCCCGGAAGCCCUGUCCGGCCUUGUAUACGAGCGAUUCUUGUUCUUGGAAGAUUUUGAAUAAUGAUUGGACGUCCUCACGAGCGCGUAUUGGCUUACCAAAGUGGUAGCCUCCUCUCUCGGGUCAGAAUCCAGAUCUAGAGGCGGAAACGAUCAUGGGUCAGCAUGUGUCAGAACCAGUGCUGCACACAAAUCAAAUAGUAACAAAGCAAAGCAAAUCUACCCCCAGUGUAACAAAUCAAAUCUGUGUAAAAAAUCAGUCAAAUCAAUUCAAAUCUGGGUGCAGAUUUGCCUUAUUAUCUUUGCAUAAUUGUUUCGUUAGAGCUAUAAGAUUUUUUGUAGCAAC
Molecule: messenger RNA, 1272 nt
Organism: Neurospora tetraspora
Lineage: Eukaryota; Fungi; Ascomycota; Sordariomycetes; Sordariales; Sordariaceae
Exons: 3
Coding region: 1-897 (298 amino acids)
Source: RefSeq, a predicted model, not a curated record